AUGAACGCCACGUCAUCGUCGUCGUCGCCGGCGAAGGAGGUCAAGCACCGCAAGGUGGGCAUCCCCAAGUUCCUCCGGUACCUCUACCAGAUGCUCGAGACGGAGGACCCGGCGAUCAUCGCGUGGGCGUUCGAUGGCUCGUCGAUCCAGAUCCUCGACCUCCACGCGGUCGCCAACGUCGUCUUGCCCAAGUACUUUAAGCACUCCAACUACGCGAGCUUCCAGCGCCAGCUCAACUACUUUGGCUUCCGCAAGUGGACCAAGAGCCAAACCAACAUUUGCACGUUCAGCCACCCCGAGUUCCGACAGAACCGCCCGGACCGUCUCUGCCUCAUCAAACGCAAGAACCGUCCCGAGCGCUCCAACGUGCAGGCGCGCCGCCAAGUGCCGCCGUCCUUUGCCUCGCCCGGCCCGUGGACCAUGGACGAGGGCACGCGCCACGGCGAGGCAUCGAAGGCGCAGGCCAUGACGACGGCAACACUGCCCAAUGCAAGCCGGUCAACCUCAUUCCCGCGGGCCCAGCUCUCGCCGACGCUCCCGAACAGCGUGCUCUUCAACGACUUUCACGGUCUGCCUUUCAUGCAGGCGUACCGCGCGCCGCCGCCACCGACGCCCAACGUCUUUACGUUUCCAUCGCCGCCCGACGACCAGAAUUCCGGCCGCGCUGGCAACACGCCCGACCACAUGUGGUACUACUACACCGGCUGA
Molecule: messenger RNA, 708 nt
Organism: Saprolegnia diclina VS20
Lineage: Eukaryota; Oomycota; Saprolegniomycetes; Saprolegniales; Saprolegniaceae
Exons: 1
Coding region: 1-708 (235 amino acids)
Biological process (GO): regulation of DNA-templated transcription
Molecular function (GO): sequence-specific DNA binding; DNA-binding transcription factor activity
Source: RefSeq, a predicted model, not a curated record